This is a messenger RNA of Thrips palmi, 835 nucleotides long. RefSeq lists its product as uncharacterized. Bases 47 to 652 code for a protein of 201 amino acids. The transcript has 5 exons. NCBI's taxonomy places the organism in Eukaryota, Metazoa, Arthropoda, Insecta, Thysanoptera, Thripidae. The record is from RefSeq and is a predicted model, not a curated record.
CACUAGGGCGGCCGAGGCAGAGGGCACGAUCUGAACCUUCACCGCCAUGGCCGUGUUCGUAUCCACUUCUAUAGCAGUCUGGGCCUCGCUCUUCAUUCUCAUUGCAAUUUCUUGGAAAGCGCAACAGGUCGAGGCCGGGAAGCCCCGCGUUGCUUUGCAGUUCCACGAUAUGGAGAAGUGCAAGGGUGUGCAACCUCCGUUCGAAUUCAAAAACGCUACAGUUGUUCGCUCCAAACUUGGCUCCAAUUCAAUAAAUGUUGAUUUCGACAAUCAAGAAGUUAUGAAGACAGCUUCGAAGUUAGAGCUGGCCGUCACCAGGUGCUCCGAUGCCGUCUCGUUUAACACAUGUGAGUACGAGGCGACGCUCAAGUACUCCGUGGGACUGUGCCAACUCAUUGGAUCCCAGACCAUGCCCUGGUACUCUAUCCUCUCCUCCAUGCAUCCGCCGGCGCGCUGCCCCUUACUGAUUGGACCAUACCAGAUGAGGAACGGUACCGUUGACAUGACCUCCGUUGUUAAAUUUACGGGGACAAGUUACCUGGAACAAACUUUCGGAAAAAUUUUCAUGACAGUGGUGCGGAUUUUCAAUGAAAAGGGAAGCCUGCACGUGUGCUUCACCGUCAGAUACAGUUUCAUGCGCGUCAGAAAUUAACACCAAUUAGUGUUUGAAAAGCAAAGCAAGAGACGGAGAGACACAAUGUGUGAAAAUUUCUUUUUGUUAACAUUUGACGGCGAAUGUUAAAAAGGUCCAUUCCACAAAAAUGUUUACUGUGUGCCGGUCCUGUCACCGUGAUGCAUUGUGGUUCACCAAUUGUACGACAAGUGGCUUUGUAAU